This is a messenger RNA of Saccostrea cuccullata (small rock oyster), 482 nucleotides long. Its product is annotated as collectin-11-like. The record is from RefSeq and is a predicted model, not a curated record. Lineage: Eukaryota; Metazoa; Mollusca; Bivalvia; Ostreida; Ostreidae. The transcript is spliced from 3 exons. The coding region runs from base 28 to 417 and encodes 129 amino acids.
CCUGCAAAAGCGGAUGGAUACCAUUUGAUGGUCACUGCUACUUACAUGUCGAGGAAAAGACGACUUGGGACAAUGCAAAGAGUGAAUGUAAAAAAUACAAUUCGAAACUGGUUGAAAUCGAAACAGUCAGAGAACUCGUGGCUAGAGGAAACUUUUUUGCCCAUUGAAGAUGAUUGCCCUUCCUUUUGGAUCUGCCUUGUGUGGAUCGGGGCAACAGACCGGGAUGUGGAGGGAAAGUUUGUUUGGGACAGCGACAAAUGCCCUGUCACGUUCUCAGCAUGGUACCCUGGUGAGCCAAACAAUUUACUAGGUGACCAGGACUGCGUAGGUCUCUUGAUUUCUGGACAAUGGGAUGACAGGCUUUGCAAUGAAAGUUUGGGUUUCGUUUGUGAAAUGGAUCAAUUAAAAUCAACAUAGAGAUUCUUGUCCUUUAAAAGUCAAGAACGGGAUAAAUAGAUCUUUAAAAUAAUGUUUAUAAUUCA